This is a messenger RNA of Calidris pugnax (ruff), 1018 nucleotides long. Its product is annotated as olfactory receptor 14A16-like. The annotation marks the transcript as partial. Gene Ontology annotation, molecular function: olfactory receptor activity; G protein-coupled receptor activity. Lineage: Eukaryota; Metazoa; Chordata; Aves; Charadriiformes; Scolopacidae. Gene Ontology annotation, biological process: G protein-coupled receptor signaling pathway. The record is from RefSeq and is a predicted model, not a curated record. The transcript is spliced from 2 exons. Gene Ontology annotation, cellular component: membrane.
CAGCAAAUGUCCAACAGCAGCUCCAUCACCCAGUUCCUCCUCCUGGCAUUCGCAGACACACAGGAGCUGCAGCUCUUGCACUUCUGGCUCUUCCUGGGCAUCUACCUGGCUGCCCUCCUGGGCAACGGCCUCAUCAUCACUGCCAUCGCCUGUGACCACCGCCUCCACACCCCCAUGUACUUCUUCCUCCUCAACCUUGCCAUUCUUGACCUUGGCUCUAUCUCUACCACUGUCCCCAAAACAAUGGCCAAUUCCCUGUGGGACACGAGGGCCAUCUCCUACUGGGGAUGUGCUGCACAGCUGUUUCUGAUUACAUUCUUAAUGUCAGCAGAGUUUUAUCUUCUGACAGUCAUGGCCUAUGACCGCUACGUUGCCAUCUGCAAACCCCUGCACUACGGGACCCUCCUGAGCAGCAGAGCUUGUGUCCACAUGGCAGCAGCUGUCUGGGCAAAUGUUUCUCUCUACGCUUUACUGCACACGGCCAAUACAUUUUCCCUGCCCCUCUGCCAGGGCAAUGUCCUGGACCAGUUCUUCUGUGAAAUCCCCCAGAUCCUCAAGCUCUCCUGCUCAGAUACGUACCUCAGGGAAGUUGGGCUUCUUAUCUUAAGUUGUAUUUUAGCUUUUGUUUGUUUUGUUUUCAUCAUGCUGUCCUAUGUGCAGAUCUUCAGGGCCGUGCUGAGGGUCCCCUCUGAGCAGAGACGGCACAAAGCCUUUUCCACGUGCCUCCCUCACCUGGCCGUGGUGUCCUUGUUUCUCAGCACUGUCAUGUUUGCCUACCUGAAGCCCCCCUCCAUCUCCUCCUCAGUCCUGGAUCUGGUGGUGGCAGUGCUGUACUCAGUGGUGCCUCCAGCAGUGAACCCCCUCAUCUAUAGCAUGAGGAACCAGCAGCUCAAGGAUGCCAUUAGGAGUCUGAUUUCAUGGACAUUUGUCAAGAGUUUGAGGAACUGCAAACUGCACCCCUACAGAUGUAGGACUGGAUUUAGGAGUCACCAGUUCCUGUUUGGUGACAGGGAUAAUG